AUGAAAAAAGUUCCGGAGACGAAUGGUGAUGCCGAUUGUGGAACUGUGAAUAUACUUAAUGCCAAGAAACUAUACUUAGAAAUGCUUAAAAUGAUACAUUUCAUAUUGCUCUUCAGUCGACAAGGGAAAUUACGGCUGCAGAAAUGGUACACCACUCUUCCUGACAAAGAAAGGAAAAAGAUCACCCGAGAAAUUGUUCAGAUUAUUCUCUCUCGUAGCCACAGGACAAGCAGUUUUAUUGACUGGAAGGAGCUAAAACUUGUUUAUAAAAGGUAUGCUAGUUUAUAUUUUUGCUGUGCAGUAGAAAAUCAGGACAAUGAGCUCUUGACGCUAGAGAUUGUGCACCGUUACGUGGAGUUACUGGACAAAUACUUUGGAAAUGUCUGCGAGCUGGAUAUUAUCUUUAAUUUUGAAAAGGCUUAUUUUAUCCUUGAUGAGUUUAUAAUAGGUGGAGAAGUUCAGGAAACAUCCAAGAAAACUGCUGUCAAAGCCAUUGAAGACUCCGAUAUGUUACAAGAGACAAUGGAGGAAUACAUGAAUAAGCCUGCAUUUUAA
This is a messenger RNA of Cynocephalus volans (Philippine flying lemur), 555 nucleotides long. RefSeq names its product adaptor related protein complex 1 subunit sigma 3 (gene AP1S3). The record is from RefSeq and is a predicted model, not a curated record. The transcript is spliced from 5 exons. Gene Ontology annotation, biological process: vesicle-mediated transport; intracellular protein transport. The coding region runs from base 1 to 555 and encodes 184 amino acids. Gene Ontology annotation, cellular component: intracellular membrane-bounded organelle; membrane coat; AP-1 adaptor complex. NCBI's taxonomy places the organism in Eukaryota, Metazoa, Chordata, Mammalia, Dermoptera, Cynocephalidae. Gene Ontology annotation, molecular function: clathrin-cargo adaptor activity.